Molecule: messenger RNA, 3290 nt
Organism: Effrenium voratum
Lineage: Eukaryota; Dinophyceae; Suessiales; Symbiodiniaceae
Source: the annotation of a GenBank genome assembly
AUGCUGGCCAAAGAAGCCAGCUGCCAUUCAACAGAUUCCUGCCGGGAUGCGUGUGGCGCAUCAACCAGCCAUGAAGGAAGACUGAUAGAGAAAACCGGACAAGCAGAGAAAGCCAUGCGAGAGGAGGAGGCGCGACUGGCAGAAAAAGCCAGGCGGGCAGAGAAGGUGCGCCUGGCAGAGGAAGCGCGGCGAGCAGAGGAGGCGCGUCUGGCAGAGGAAGCAAGGCGAGCAGAAAAGGCGCGACUGGCAGAAGAAGCCAGGCAAGCAGAGGAGGCGCGUUUGGCAGAGGAAGCCAGGCGAGCAGAGGAGGCACGUUUGGCAGAGGAAGCCAGGCGAGCAGAAGAGGCGCGACUGGCAGAAGAAGCCAGGCAAGCAGAGGAGGCGCGACUGGCAGAGGAAGCCAGGCGGGCAGAGGAGGCGCGACUGGCAGAGGAAGCCAGGCGGGCAGAGGAGGUGCGCCUGGCAGAGGAAGCGCGGCGAGCAGAGGAGGCGCGUCUGGCAGAGGAAGCAAGGCGAGCAGAAAAGGCGCGACUGGCAGAAGAAGCCAGGCAAGCAGAGGAGGCGCGUUUGGCAGAGGAAGCCAGGCGAGCAGAGGAGGCACGUUUGGCAGAGGAAGCCAGGCGAGCAGAAGAGGCGCGACUGGCAGAAGAAGCCAGGCAAGCAGAGGAGGCGCGACUGGCAGAGGAAGCCAGGCGGGCAGAGGAGGCGCGCCUGGCAGAGGAAGCGCGGCGAGCAGAGGAGGCGCGGCUGGCAGAAAAAGCCAGGCAAGCAGAGGAGGCGCGUUUGGCAGAGGAAGCCAGGCAAGCAGAGGAGGCGCGGCUGGCAGAAGAAGCCAGGCAAGCAGAGGAGGCGCGUUUGGCAGAGGAAGCCAGGCGAGCAGAGGAGGCGCGUCUGGCAGAGGAAGCCAGGCGAGCAGAGGAGGCGCGUCUGGCAGAGGAAGCCAUGCGAGCAGAGGAGGCGCGACUGGCAGAGGAAGCCAGGCGAGAAGAGGAGGCGCGUCUUGCGGAAGCCAGGCGAGCAGAGGAGGCGCGACUGGCAGAGGAAGCCAGGCGAGCAGAAGAGGCGCGACUGGCAGAAGAAGCCAGGCGAGCAGAGGAGGCGCGACUGGCAGAGAAAGCAAGGCGCGCAGAGGAGGCGCGCCUGGCAGAGGAAGCGCGGCGAGCAGAGGAGGCGCGGCUGGCAGAGGAAGCCAGGCGAGAAGAGGAGGCGCGGCUGGCAGAAGAAGCCAGGCAAGCAGAGGAGGCGCGUUUGGCAGAGGAAGCCAGGCGAGCAGAGGAGGCACGACUGGCAGAGGAAGCCAGGCGAGCAGAGGAGGCGCGUCUGGCAGAGGAAGCCAUGCGAGCAGAGGAGGCGCGACUGGCAGAGGAAGCCAGGCGAGAAGAGGAGGCGCGUUUGGCAGAGGAAGCCAGGCGAGCAGAGGAGGUGCGACUGGCAGAGGAAGCCAGGCGAUCAGAGGAGGCGCGACUGGCAGAGGAAGCCAGGCAAGCACAGGAGGCGCGUCUUGCAGAGGAAGCCAAGCGAGCAGAGGAGGCGCGCCUGGCAGAGGAAGCCAGGCGAGCGGAGGAGGUGCGACUGGCGCAGGAAAGGCGAGCGCGCCAGGCAGAAGAAGCCAAAGAAGCAGAGUUUCUUGCACAGACGCGCAGAGAAACAGUUUCAAGUCUUGUUGUCAGUGCAAAAGCAGCAUCCGAGGAGGCACGACGGAUUGCAGAGCGUGUGCUUUCUGCAGCACCGAAGCAGAAGCCUGCAGCCCCUGCCGUUCAAAGCCUUCCAAAAGUACCUUUGCCAGACAACGUCGUAGAAGAGGACGCCUUGGCCCAGCUUCUGGCCUACGACCUGCCGCGAGAGGUCCGGGCCCCGGGCAAUGGCACGCUGUGCGCCAUCGGAGAUGGGCCACUGCUCGGGCGCAGAGAACUCUCAGAUGCGGCCAGGCUUUAUUUCACAGGGGCGGAAGUCACGCGACUUCACACGCUCAACGGGGAUUUGUCCUCACGAGACGAGAGCAUGGCGGAGGUCACGCGUGAGCCAGAGGCCCCAGGACGGCUGAUCCUGCGGAACACCUUCAUCGAGUUGGAGUCCGACGGCAAUGGUGGCCUGGACUUCUCCCUGGGCCGCGCGAGGGCUUGCUCGGACGGGUGCCUCUUCGAGAGCUCCAACAACAUGGAGGAGGAGACGGCGAAGGUGCAUGUGCCAGAGCUGAACGUCCAGAUUGAGCUCACCGGCGCGAGCUGCUUGAACACCCCGAGAUCUGACGAAGAAGACAGAAAUGUGCAGUGCAAAGGCAGCCCAGUGUCCAAAGGAGCUCCGACCACGCGCAUUGAGACCACUGCGCAUGCCCAGCUUCAGCAGGUCUUGCAGAAACCUGCCGUCACCUCGCGAGAGGAAUUGCAACGCCUCUCGGAGGAGGUGGCCCAGCUGGCAAAGCAGAAUUCGCUCUUGCGCAGCCAGAUUGUCCACAAGGAGAGCACGCAGCACGGCUACGAGGCGCCAGAGGCUGUCCCGUGGAUGACGUAUGCUCCAGGCUCCGAAUUUGUUUGCGUGCAAGGCUACGGGCAGGACGUCACAGAGCCCAGGGACGGGGGCUACGCGACCUGGGAGUGUGGAGACUGGACCACGCAGAGUACGGCAGCGGACAUCGGCACCUCUGUGAUGCUGCGGAACCUGCCGAACAACUACACUCGCUCCAAGCUCUUGGAGAUGCUAGACAACGAGGGCUUCGCUGGAAAGUACAACUUUGUGUACUUGCCCAUCGAUUUUCAGACCGAGGCUUCCUUGGGCUACGCCUUCGUGAAUCUCGUGGAUAGUUUCCACGUGCCAAAGCUCCAGGAGCGAUUGACUGGCUUCAAGAAGUGGAGAGUGCCAAGCAAGAAGGUCUGUGAGGUGCGACUCUGUGGGCCCUGGCCAGACCUCGAGGCGCACAUCGAGCGAUAUCGGAACAGCUCGGUCAUGCACCACACCGUGCCGGAAGAGUUCAAGCCCGCGCUCUUCGAGAAUGGCAAGCGGGUCGCCUUUCCGAAGCCCUCCAAGGUGCCGCGACCGCCGCAGAUCCGACGGGCAGCGGGGCCUGUGGAGUCUGGAGAUGCUUUGGCGCCUGGCCUCAUUUGCCGUUAGUAUUGCGGCGCUGGAGGCCUGUGCUUGGAGAGCUGGCCCUCAAAUCGAUUGAUUCAGAGCCUUGCCUUGCGGGCGAAGCGCUCCUUGAAUUCAGUCGCAGCUGUGCCCUUGGGCAAAAGGCCAGAGGAGAACUCAUGGCUCAAAAGCCACGAGAUUGGGGCUCUUGGCUAUUGACCUUUUAC